UAGUGAUAGCAAAAUAGUUCAAGACUUCCACGAGUCUUUGCAAGAUUUCCAAAAAAUGGGACACCAGACCAUUUAUUCCGUAGAAAUUAGGCAGGUAGAGAGUAGACCAACAGAAAAGUCACCAUUUCACUCGGAGAUUUCCCACCCAAUACCUGUGCCAUGCUUGAAACUAUAAGGAAUCCUACUGCCACUCAAUAAAAAUCACAAAGAGAAAGUGAGGUUCUGCAAUGGCAAUGGCUAUGGCAGCAUCAAAAUUGCUUUUCUUUUUUUGUCCCAUUUUCAUUAACCUCCUUGUCCUCUCUAUUGCACAAGCAGAUCCAGAACUUAAGCACAUUUGUUCAGAAACUGGUAACUUCACUAACAGUAGUGACUACAAAUCAAACCUCAAUAUCCUUCUUUCCUCCUUCUCUUCCAAUACCAAAAUCGACUAUGGGUUUUACAACGACUCGUAUGGCCAAAACAAUGACAAAGUUACCGCAAUUUCACUCUGUAGAGGAGAUAAAAAGCCCGAAACCUGCCGAAGUUGCAUCACUAAUUCUAGACAAGUGCUUACACAACUCUGUCCAAACCAAAAGGAGGCCUAUAUAUGGUAUGAUGAUUGUAUGUUAAGGUAUUCAAACCGUUUCAUAGUAGGCAGUAUGGAAUUCGGGCCUCAUUUUUGGAUGUACAACUUGAAUAACGUGACCGACGAAAAAGAGUUCUAUGAGAAGCUAAAUGUUUUGUUAGGCAAUCUUACUAAUUUAGCAGCAUUAGGUGAUUCACGAAGAAAAUUUGCAACAGGAAAUGCGACCACGGAAAACUCUCAACAAAAAAUGUAUGCACUUGUUCAGUGCACUCCUGAUUUGACUCAGAAGCAAUGCAGCGAUUGCCUGAAUCAAGCUAUCAAAUUGAUUCCAACAUGCUGUUAUAAGAGGCAAGGAGGGAGGGUGAUUUCACCUAGCUGUCACUUUCGAUAUGAAAAGGACCCUUUCUAUGAACUUGUAGCCACGACACCGUCACCAUCUCCAGCGCCACUUUCAGUCCUUCCACCGCCACCACAAGCAACAGCAGAUGCAGUGCCACCAAGAGCCAGAAAGAAGGGCAUGAAGAGAAAUGCCAUCAUCAUCAUUUCCAUUGUUCCGAUAGCUGUUUCUGUGAUUCUUAUAGUUUGCGUCUGCAUCUUCUUAAGAGCCAGGAGGAAGCAGAAGGGGGAAGAGGAAGCUAAAGCUGGGGACGAAAUAGAAAGUGCAGAAUCAUUGCAAUUCGCAUUCAGCACCAUUCGAGAUGCAACAGAGGACUUUUCGGAGAAAAAUAAGCUGGGACAGGGUGGAUUUGGUGCUGUUUACAAGGGAGCACUUCCUAGCGGACAAGAGAUUGCUGUGAAAAGACUUUCUAAGGACUCUGGGCAAGGAGAUUUGGAAUUCAAAAAUGAAGUCUUAUUGGUGGCAAGACUCCAGCACCGGAAUUUAGUCAGGCUUCUAGGUUUCUGCUUGCAAGGAAUUGAAAGGCUUCUUAUCUAUGAGUUUAUGCCUAAUGCGAGCCUUGAUCACUUCAUAUUUGAUCCAAUCAAGCGUGUGCAUUUGAACUGGGAAAGACGUUACAAGAUUAUUGGAGGAAUUGCUCGAGGGCUCCUUUACCUUCACGAGGAUUCUCGACUUCGAAUCAUUCAUCGUGACCUCAAAGCCAGCAACAUUUUGUUAGAUGAAGAGAUGAAUCCGAAAAUUUCAGAUUUUGGCAUGGCGAGGUUGUUCGUAGUGGAUCAAACUCAAGGCAAUACAAGUAGAAUUGUGGGAACCUAUGGCUAUAUGGCUCCAGAAUAUGCAAUGCAAGGACACUUCUCGGUCAAGUCAGACGUAUUUAGUUUCGGCGUGCUAGUUUUGGAGAUUGUGACUGGUAAAAAAAAUAGUUUUCGCAAUGGAAAUGACAUAGAGCACCUUUUGAGCCAUGCAUGGAGAAACUGGAGGGAAGGGACUGCUCAAGAUAUGAUAGAUCCCGUUUUGAGUAGUGGCUCAGCAACAGAAAUGAUGAGAUGCAUCCACAUUGGGUUACUCUGCGUUCAAGAAAAUGUAGCUGACAGGCCGACAAUGGCUUCAGUAGUUCUCAUGCUAAGCAGCUCUUCCCUCACAUUGCAAAUACCUUCUCAACCUGCAUUUUUUAUGAACAGCAGCACAUAUCAAUCAGAUCUGUCAUCCUCAAUGGGGCAUAGUUCAAGGGUGACUGAGUCCUCGCUAUCUGAAUCUGUAGCUAUCCCUUUGUCCAAAAAUGAGGUUUCAAUUACUGAGUUGUAUCCUAGAUAAUGGUUUAGAUGCAGAGAUUUAAUAUAAAACCAGUUUUGUGGUUUCAGUCAAUCAUUUGAAUGUUUGGAUUGGGAUAAAUAUUUGAUAUCGUAUCAAUGUUUUAUUUUUUUGAGGUUUCAA
This is a messenger RNA of Populus nigra (black poplar), 2396 nucleotides long. Its product is annotated as cysteine-rich receptor-like protein kinase 7. Gene Ontology annotation, molecular function: protein kinase activity; ATP binding. The coding region runs from base 228 to 2276 and encodes 682 amino acids. The record is from RefSeq and is a predicted model, not a curated record. The transcript has 7 exons. Gene Ontology annotation, biological process: protein phosphorylation. Lineage: Eukaryota; Viridiplantae; Streptophyta; Magnoliopsida; Malpighiales; Salicaceae.